CCGGGACAGUAGUGCGGACCGCGGACCCCCGCAGCAGCCGCGAGCGGACACUCGGAGCCCACCUACCUACCACCAUGGGGCUGGUCUCGGAGGCGCUGUGGGGCUGCGCGGCCUGCUCGCUGGCCGUCUGGCUGGCGCUCGCCCUGGCGCGCUACGUGCGCUGGCGCCUGUACUGGCACCGCGCGCUCAGCCCCUUCCCGGGGCCCCGCGUCUCGCUGCCGCUCCUCGGCACCCUGCUCUACAUCGUGGGGCCCAUGUCCACGGUGCUGCGGCGCGGGCUGCGGCUCAUGGAGGGCUACGGCAACGAGUACAUCACCUUCUGGCUGGGCGAGCGGCCCUGGCUGCACAUCAUCCGGCCCGAGGACGUCGAGGGCCUCCUCAGCUCCAGCAAGCACCUGCACAAGCCCGACAUCGUGUACGGCCCCGUCAGCGGCUUUUUCGGCAGGGGGCUCAUUACGAUCAACGGCGACGCCUGGCGCCGACACCGCCGCGUGCUCACGCCCGCCUUCCACUUUGCCGUGCUGGAGCGCUACUCGGGGAUCUUCACGCGCCGCGCCGAGGCCUUCGCCAAGGGCCUGGCCUCGGUGGAGGCCGAGGGCCGGAGCUUCGACUUCAUGCCGCACAUCGGCGCCUUCGUCACGGACACCGUCAUGGAGACGGCAUUCGGCCUGGUCGGCGGCGACGAGGACCUCGAGGGCAAGGAGAAGGCGGACUUCAUCCAGGCCACGGACCGCGCCUUCCAGAUCAUCGCCGGUCGGGUGAUCCAGCCGUGGCUGAUGGUGGAGUCCCUGUUCCGCCUGUCGCCGUACGCCGCGCAGCAGCGGCAGGCCGACAAGGUCAUCAACCAGUACGCGAGCCGCGUCAUCGACAAGAAGCGGCGCCAGAUCAUCGAGCGUAAGCGCAACCAGCUCGAUUCUGGGGCUGAGCAGGAGAACGACGACGACAAGGAUGACAUCGGCAUCCGCAAAAAGCUAACGUUCCUCGACCUGGUGCUGGGGCAGGACACGGACGCCCUGUCCGACCAGGAAGUGCUCGAGGAAGUGCGCACCCUCAUCGCCGUGCAGCAGACGUCCGCGUCGACGCUCAGCUUCGCGGCCGUGUGCCUCGCGCUCCACCCGGAGGCGCAGCGCCUGGCCCGCGAGGAGGUGCUCGCCGUGGACGCGGUGGAGGGCCUCGAGCCGCUCGAGCGCCUCAACCGGCUCAAGUACGUGGAGCGCUUCCUCAAGGAGGUCCUGAGGCUGUACCCCAUCACAGCCAUCUUCUCGCGGACCCUGGGCGAGGACCACGUCCUACACAAUGCGAAAACCAAGACGGGGACGCGAUCCGUCACGCUGCCCGCGGGCCUCGGCAUCACCUUCUUCGUGUACCAGACGCACCGCGACCCCCGCCACUGGCCGGAGCCCGAGCGUUUCGACCCGGACCGCUUCCUGCCCGAGCAGUGCGCGGGCCGGCACCCCUACGCCUACGUGCCCUUCAGCGCGGGGCCCAGGAACUGCAUCGGGCAGCGCUACGCCAUGCUGCAGAUGAAGGCCGUGCUCGCGGCCCUGCUCAGGACGGUCGAGCUGUCGCCCGGCAAGGGCUGCGAGCGUCAGGACAAGCUGGACAUCAACAUCAACACUUUUCUCUACAUCAAGGGUGGCUUCAACGUACGCCUAAGGAAGCUUGACACAGACCGGCACGGGUGUUGGCAGAGAUAAGACUUGGGUACAAUGCGGGAAAGACAAAAUACAAUUUUCUCUAAUGUGUAAUAUACAAAACUUUGUACAUACAUAAAUAGCUUAAUAAUUUAAAAAGAGAAUCAUUACAAAUGCAGUUUAAGUCAAACAAAAACUAAAGUAUAAUGCAAAUAAAAAUCACAGAGGAAGGGCAAAUGCAAUUAAGCUGGCACCAUACGGACUAGAUCAGCCUAAAGCUCAGGGCUUCGGUUAAAAAUACCUUUUAUAUUUCUAUGAAAGUAUGAAAUGAUUUUAUACAGAUUAACGGUAUCCCGUAUUCAAUAUAAUCCACUUUGUCCCCAAUUCAAAACAAGUAUUUAGAAACAGUUAGGCCAGAGAUAAGCUCUCUAAUGUUUUUACAUUUCUAAGCUGAAUUGCAAUAUGAAAUACUAUGCUUUGAAAUAAACUUUGAAAGACCAAA
This is a messenger RNA of Frankliniella occidentalis (western flower thrips), 2136 nucleotides long. RefSeq names its product probable cytochrome P450 4s3. Gene Ontology annotation, molecular function: monooxygenase activity; iron ion binding; oxidoreductase activity, acting on paired donors, with incorporation or reduction of molecular oxygen. Lineage: Eukaryota; Metazoa; Arthropoda; Insecta; Thysanoptera; Thripidae. The coding region runs from base 75 to 1697 and encodes 540 amino acids. The transcript has 5 exons. The record is from RefSeq and is a predicted model, not a curated record.